CUGAUCCACAAACGGAUAUAAUCCGGUACAGUUUAACGAUAAAGGCAUAGAAUGCUUUUAUAAUGUUUGUGUUAUCACGUUUGAAAUACUAAUUCGGAGCGAUUAGCGGUUUAUCCAACAUCUAUUCAUCCGCGCAUGCCUUAUAUUAUAAUAAGUAUAAUAAUAUACAUAUACAUGUGUUUAGGGGCUCACGCGUGCGUUUGUGUAUUCUUGCGUGAAUAUCGUUAAAGUACAUUACAACGUGUUUGUCAACAUCCUCACACGGAAUCUCGAGAGGAAUCUGAUAGGCGGUGCCUCUGUAGAACAUCUCGAUAUCGUCAUUGCUCUUAUUUUGGACUGAGGUCAGACGCCCCUUAGUCACUUGAUUUAUGUGGCUUUUCCUUUGACUUCAUCACACCUCGCGUUGGUGAUCUUUAGAUGGCAGUCGUGACGUGUUAGAUCCCGUUUAAGGAAAUCCACAGCUUGGUGUGAGCAGGUGUUUAAACCCCAAGCUGGUCCCUCCCAGCUGUGAUUGCAUAAGACAUCUCGGGAUGAGCUGUGGCUUAAGAGCCCCAAAUCACCUCUUAAGAAGAGCCAGAGAUGCCUCACUGUGCUCACUGUAGAUAUUUCCAUGGGUACAGCUUUGCAGGCUCAAUAGCUCUUUCAACUUCUGCCUGAAAGCAAUGGCAUCCAUACUGGAUAAUUUGUAAGAUACCAGAUGGUAUCCUGAUGAUCCUGGCUGGGAGCAUUACCCCAGCUGCACACACAUUGGCGAGCAUUAUAUUUGACCUAUUUGGAUUUUGCCCAGCUUUGUUGCCUAUAAGGCUCUAAUGUGGUCUGCCUUCAUUACAGUGCACAUGGUGUCAUUAGAGAAGUGGAACGAUUUCACCCAAAAAAACAAUAAGUUAUCCCGUUACAUACAUUCAUCGAGCCUUUGUAGUCAUUAUGCGAAUCAGUUUCUGCCAGGCCCUGUUAACAGGAGCCAUUUUGCUAAACUUGGUGAUCCUGUAUUAUGUAUCCCAGGCCCAGCAACAGAUGAUGGAAAAACGACGUGUACAGGGGAAAGGCAUAAAAAAAACCUUCCAAUCAGUGCCAGGCCCGGGGGCCAUGACCAGGGACAACAAAGCAGGAGGCCUAGAGGGGAGUAUGCAACAUUCUCAUAUAACAGUUAUCCUCCGUGAAUUUGAAGACUUUGAGAAUUAUGUAGGAGAUGUGGCCCAGUCCUUCCUGCACCACAUGCCAGAGCUACAUUUCCUGAUAGUAGCGGAUACCCUGCCUUACCCUCCUCUUACACUGCCUGAGAAUGUUCAUUUACUGGUACUGUCCCCUAGCCCUGAAAAUCCUCCCCAAACGCAUCGACCAGAAACCCAUGUGCAAUCUGAGUUUGUGCUGCUUGUGCCUGAUGGUGUUGAAUUAGAGCACCUGCAGGACCUUGAGAGGCUCGUUCAAAUUUUGAAGGUUGAGGGAGAUGGCCCAGUGCGCCUAGUUGCAGCUCCAGUGCUAACCCGUGCUUCUGUCCAGUGCUUGCAGUUACAAGUGAACCUCAAGGAAUGGACAGCUAAAUACUUGCUUGAGGCAUCUGGGAAUGGUGAACGUUUGUGUGCUGCUUUGCUUGGUGAUGCUGUCAUUCUUAUUCGGACUAAGGACCUUUUCAACCUAUCAGUCCCACUUGCACGCCCGCUGCUGUCUGCACUGUUUAUUCAGGCUGCACUUAGAGGCUGGAAGGUUAAACUUAUGGAGGGACCUUUCUUUCCUUCCAAACACAGGCCUCUCUUUAGCUCUGCACACAACCAGUGGAAGGCAGACUACCACCUCAAAGAGGCUACUAGUAAACUAAUGAGAAACUUUGGUAUUAAGCACUUGGUAUGGCCUGAUGGAAGGGACCAGUGGUUUGGCUGCAGCAAGGAGACAUCACGAUGCUUCGGCACAGUGCACGAUGACACACCGGAGUACCUCUAUUUAGACCGAUGGACUCCACCUUGCUGCUUGCGUGCUCUCCGGGAAACUACAAAACAUGUCAUUAAUAUUCUGGAGAGUUCCGGUGUGCGCUACUGGUUGGAAGGGGGUAGUUUGUUAGGAGCAGCCAGACAUCAAGAUAUUAUACCUUGGGACUAUGAUGUUGAUUUGGGGAUCUACCAGGAGGAUGUGACUAACUGUGAAUAUCUUAGGAACCUUGACUCAGGCUCCCUGGUGGAUGCCAAUGGGUAUGUUUGGGAGCGGGCAGUUGAGGGAGACUUCUACCGUAUUCAGUACAGCGAGUCCAAUCAUCUGCAUGUUGAUCUAUGGCCUUUCUACUCUCGAAAUGGAAUUAUGACCAAGGACACAUGGACUGACCACAAACAGGACGUAGAAUUUCCUGAGCACUUCCUGCAGCCACUGGUCCCCAUGCCAUUUGCUGGUACCACUGCUUAUGGACCCAACAACCACCGUGCCUUCCUGGAGCUCAAGUUUGGGGAAGGAGUGAUCGAGAACCCACAGUAUCCUAAUCCUAACAAAAAACGUCUAAAAACGUAAUGUGUUGAUUGGAAGGUUAUGUAUUGUCCCUGCUGACUGCUUUAAAGCUCCCGUUCUUUUGUUGUGGCAUACACUGUAGACAUUUGGGUAUGAGAUCAAAAAAGUGAUGCAAGAAUACAGAUUUCUGUCAAAACAAGAAUAAAACUCAAAUAUUCAAAAUUAUCUGAGCCUCAUAUGCAAAGUUUGAUCUUGAAACCAAAUGUCUUCAGUGUAUGGCAAAAAAAAAAAUGCCAGUAUUGUUUAAAUAAGUAUUGUGUAGCUGUCUACCACAAUAUACUGUAUUAGUGUCAUAUUUAAAUUAAAUAAUCACUAAUAAAUUAUUUCAAACUUUCAAA
Clarias gariepinus (North African catfish) is the source of this 2828-nucleotide messenger RNA. It is a transcript of the gene fkrp, whose product is annotated as fukutin related protein. Lineage: Eukaryota; Metazoa; Chordata; Actinopteri; Siluriformes; Clariidae. The record is from RefSeq and is a predicted model, not a curated record. Gene Ontology annotation, cellular component: Golgi apparatus. Bases 925 to 2493 code for a protein of 522 amino acids. The transcript is spliced from 2 exons. Gene Ontology annotation, biological process: protein O-linked glycosylation via mannose.